UACUUAGUUAUUGUUGUCUGCUUCACAGAAGCGUAAGCAAGCGCCAGUUUUCAUUGAAUGGGAAAGCAUUUAUCGUUUAUUCGAUUCAAAUAACGGAAAAUAAACACAAAAUGGACCAUUGACAGGUAUCUCUUUCGGAGAAACACUAGAUCUAAACGGCAGAGGCUAUAAGCAGGUGUUGUUGGUGGGGUGCCCGUGGAGAGAGAGAUGCGAGACAGUGGAGACAGCUUGGCACAGAACCACUGGACCAAUGAGCUGACACUGGCAGGGGACCCUGAGACAGUCAGACAGGAGGCCACUGGACCAGGAUAUCUGUUGGACUCCAGAACGCCUCACCAUGUCCAUAGAAGUUCCAUGCAUUUCAAGCUAGGACGGCCUGAGGAGGAAGCUAGCAUGUGGGGCAUGGAAGAACGUAUGGAUAUGGACCACGGUGAAGAGGAUAAGGAGGAGGAUUUCAGUUGGGAAGAACCAGGAGAGGAUGAUUGGACUGCACCACUUCUAUCGCCAUCACAUCAUCAGAGUAGAUCCACAGCCAGUGACUCUGGUAGCCCCUCACAAAUAAAAACACAGCCCAAUGGGUUCAGGAUGCGGAGGCUGCUGCGCUGGUAUAGACUCAGUAGGACUGUGAACCGCCGCACUCGCUUGGCCCUGCAUUGGAGGACAUGGUGCCAGCUGGCUAAAUGGGCUGGGUCUUUGGGCCUGGGGUACAAGCGAACUAGGCCUAGGAGGUGGCACCUCAGGAGCAGGAACAAACAUCUCCACAACAGACAGAAGCCAGGAAGAUCCUGUCUGCGUGGGGGAACUCAGGGCUGCUUUAAGGGAAGGGAAGAUAUAGAGGCUGGAGAUGACCCUUGGGUGUGUGGGACAAAUGGACACAUAGGGAAUGAGGUGGCGAGUAAUGCAGCCAAGGUUGCGGACAGGGACGGGCUGGGCUUCCGGGAGUCGCCUAUAGGCCUGCCAACCAUCCACAGGGAUAAACCAAAACCACCACCUCAGCAGCAACUCAGCAGUGAACACAUCUCCUGUGUACAAGGUAUGUUGAAUGAAUUCCUGCACCAGUACGGGAGCAUGAUCCCUAUCCAUGUGGAUGAGGUGGUGGACAAGCUACAGGACAUCUUCCCCAGCAAGAACUUCUCCGAUCCACACAGGAGAGUUGUUGUGCAGCACCUCAUCCAGUCUUACCAGCGUCUGUCUGGGACUGCCAUGGUGAGGGGGUUCCGUGUCAACUACAAGCGCCACACCCUCACAAUGGAUGACCUCAGCACAUUGUAUGGACAGAACUGGCUCAAUGACCAGAUCAUGAACAUGUAUGGGGAUAUGGUUAUGGACACAGUCCCAGAAGAGGUUCAUUUUUUCAACAGCUUUUUUUACGACAAGUUGAGGACAAAGGGCUACGACGGGGUCAAACGGUGGACAAAAAAUGUGAAUAUUUUCCAGAAGAGGCUACUGUUGAUCCCUAUCCAUCUGGAGGUGCACUGGUCUCUGGUGUGUGUGGACGUCCCACAGCGCGCCAUCACAUACUUUGACUCCCAGCGCACCCUCAACCGCCGCUGCCCAAAGCACAUUGCAAAAUACUUACAAGCUGAGGCAAUCAAGAAAGAGCAGAAGGAUUUUAUCACAGGGUGGAAGGGUUUCUUCAAAAUGAACGUGGGCAGGCAGAACAAUGACAGCGACUGCGGAGCAUUUGUCCUCCAGUACUGUAAGUGCCUAGCCUUAGAGCAGCCUUUCAGUUUUGGCCAGCUGGAUAUGCCAAAGCUAAGGAGACUCAUGUACAAAGAGUUGUGUCAUUGCAAGCUCUCACUGUGAGUUUGAAUGAAAGAACUAUCGUAGAACGAAAGAAGACGAAGACUAUUCACCCUUCCCUUCCCCCAGCUCUCUAGGCAGAUAUGUUUUUUACAAGAUGGACAUUGUUGCAUUUUUAUUUUCUAUCUGUUUAUUUUCCUUUUUGAUAUAAGUAAACUGUACUCCUAUGAGGAUACUAAACAAAAGAACGGUUGUUGCACUUAGAGUAGGAGAUUAUUAUAAUAUUUUUUUAAAUAUAUUUUAACAUAUUUAACUUUUUCUCCCCAAUUUUGUGAUAUCCAAUUGCGAUCUUGUCUCAUCACUGCAACUCCCUAACGGGCUCGGGGAGGUGAAGGUCGGGUCAUGCGUCCUCCGAAACAUGACCCGCCAAACUGCUCUUCUUAACACCCGCCCUCUUAACCCAGAAGCCAGCCUCA
Salvelinus sp. IW2-2015 is the source of this 2219-nucleotide messenger RNA. RefSeq names its product SUMO specific peptidase 3a (gene senp3a). Gene Ontology annotation, molecular function: deSUMOylase activity. NCBI's taxonomy places the organism in Eukaryota, Metazoa, Chordata, Actinopteri, Salmoniformes, Salmonidae. Gene Ontology annotation, cellular component: nucleus. The record is from RefSeq and is a predicted model, not a curated record. Gene Ontology annotation, biological process: protein desumoylation; proteolysis.